CCUGGCUCGCCUCCCUCGGGCAUGCUGGCCCGCACACCCGGCUGACGACGGCUCGCUUCCGUCGCCCACCCUGAUCCUUCAGCGGUGCGAGGUGCGUGCGACGGCGAUUUUGGCAUCUUCGGGCAUCGUUUUCCGAGAGCCUGAAACGGUCACGAAGCCUUAUGCGGCGCCGUGGCGGUUGCGUUGGAACUGGGAGCAGGACGCCGCUGCUUGGAGAAUUCGGAGGUAGGGAGCGUGCGGUGAAGCCGCACUCGCCGGGCAUGGCGGCGUGUGGCCCGUGCUGCUGCUGCUGAGAGGCUAGGAGGGGCCGCCCUAUGCGGCUGCGCGGUGAGAGUGGCGGUGGCGACGGCCCCUGCAGCCCCGAGGAACUGCAGGAACGCCGCGCGCGAUGCAUCGCCCUCGAGAAGGCCUACGUGCACGACGUGUACGAACAGCUGGCGCCUCGGCUCGCCAGGCCCCGGCUGUGGCCACGCGUUCAUCAGUUCCUGCGCGAUCUGGAACUGGGAAGCCUCGUCGCCGACGUCGGUUGCGGCAGUGGCCAGUACCUGGAGUCCGCGGGUCUCGGGGCUCUGGGCUGUGAGAGAAGCCAGGCGCUGGCGCGUGCCGCGGCCUCCUGCGGUGGACACCAGGUGGUGCUGGGCGACGCCCUGGCGCUACCGUUCCGUGACGAGGCGCUGGACGCGGCGCUGUCGGUGGCCGUGCUCCACCACCUGGCCUCCACCGAACGUCGCGUUCAGGCGCUGCGGGAGCUGGCACGCGUGCUGCGCGUCGGCGGCCGCGUUCUCAUCACCGUCUGGGCCAUGGAGCAGACGCAGAGGAAGUUCGAGUCUCAAGAUGUGCUCGUCCCCUAUCGCCAGCCGACUAAGAGCAGCAGUGAAGACCGCGGCUCGUCAGUGGAACGCGAGAUGACGAGCACGACGACGAGUGAGGACGACCUACUGGUGUACCAGUCGUACAAUCCGCCAGCCUCAGACAGUGACACGGCGGCGCCAGCACGAUCGGGCCGUCGUCGCCUUGGCAGCGUCGACGGCUCGGAAUUGUCGAGCCCCAGCGAGACGUGCUACAGCUUCAUGCGCCGCGCGCUGCGCAAGUUGUCCUCCAGCAACCGCCGGUCGCGGCCGUACUUCUACAGCAGCUGCCGUGGAGGAUGGUUCUCAGACUACAACGCCGCCGCUUCCACCGACAGCAAAGUCACUUCGCCACAGGGUGCCGAAAAAGAGUCACAGCCCGACGCGAGUGCCGCUGCCGAGGCGCCUGAAGAGGAGGAUGAAGAGGAAGAUGGACUUAUCGAACUGCGUCAUCUGGACGCAGAGUUGCCAGUCGAGGAGACUGCUGCAGCACGAAGCAGGCCACCUUCGGGCCUCGACGGCGGCGAGAAGUUCCUUCGAGGCCAUGGAAAGUCGCGCUCCCUAGGUGAUGUCCUUAGCAUCAUUCCCGCCAUGCUCCGUGCAAGGCGGAGGAAAGAUGGCUCGCACGAGUUCCAGAAGCGCAUCUCGACAGCUAGUGACCCACGCGAAUACCUGAAAAGGAUAGUGGAAGAGAGGAAUGGCAUCGUGCGCUCGAAGUCUACGGCAUCCUGCUGCGCCAGGUUCGAGCAUCUACGCGAAGACUACCAGAUGCCUACGAUGGUAGAAAGCCAGGAGUCCCCCGAAGAGAUGGAGAAGAGUGAGAAGCCGGAUAACGGGAGCAUGCCCAGAAGCUGUGCUGGUGACGACAUCGACUCCACUGCCAACGUGUCAAGCCAGCUCACCACGUCGGACAUAGCAAACGGAAACAGUAUUUUGAGCGACGAGCAGUUGUCCACGAUUGUCAAAGAACAACUCGGUUACCUGCAGUCACCAUCUACGGGCUUCAAUGGAUGUCGAACAAAGAACUGGUUCAACUCCUUCAAUAACAACGCGAACCUAGAAAAGUGCCUCAUCAGCGCGACAUCAACGACCACUGUCCACGACUACAUCUCGGCCAAGGCUAGCAGGACGGGCGUGGCGCAGCUCACUCGGAAGCGGAUGCGCCUGUGCGGUCAGAGGCUACAAGAGAAAUCACUGCUCAAGAAUUUCUACAACCAAUGUUCCCUGGGUGAAGUAGAAAAUCGGCGUUCCAGUGUUGACGAGGGCAAUCAGGACGCUCCCAUGUCGACUUACUAUUCCAUGCCAGACCUCCACACCCUCUCGGAAGAAUCGGCCGAAGUUUCAGAAGGAACUUCUGUGAACUUGAGAGUUCCCCUCGUAAAAAUGGAGCACCAAGACCGUUCUAAGGACUCAUUCGAUUCUGACAUUUUUGUGGAAGACGAAGAUACCUGUCACAGAAUCCGAAACAAACGCAGGGUUGUAAAGCGAAGCAUGAGCGUCGGUACGAACAAUGGAGCCGAGCCAAGAAAACAGCACAGGCGGUUCUCGGCCUCUUCGGCGUCGGCUUCGAUGUGCGCGUCUCCCACAACGCCCCGAAGCCGGAACGUCUCGGAAGACUCCGAAGAAUCUAUAAUUUCUGUCAGAUCACGAAAAUGCAGCAGCCUGCAAAGCGACACCAGUGUGGACAGCGAGGAGUCAAUCGUGUCUGUGAUACAACGAAGUAGCAGUGAAAUAGAAGCUAUUAUGCAACGGAAGGAACUUCAAAGGGCCACAUCAAAUAGUCUCAGGGCUUCGCCACUCAGCAUUACUGUGGGAACACAAGAGGCGUCGUCACCUGAGUUCUCACCGACACUUAAGUUGGCGCCCAAGAACUCGCCGCCUCUCUUGGGUGCAUUUCCGCGGCAGCACUUGGACAAGUUCUCCGACUGCGAGGCCGUAGUCAUUCGAGACAUAAUAGGCGCUAUUGCAUCCUUCGCCCAAUGCACAGAUACCAUAUACGUGCAGCAGUGGGACAACUUGGCGGACUCGCCACAACAACCAGAAGCUGCGGAGUCGAUUGGAGAAAUCGGAGACAACGACAGUGAGUCAGGAGACACGGAAUCAUACAUGUCGAAUCCCGACUGCACCGCCGCCGGUGGGGACGCCAGCUGCUGCGAAGACGAUAUCCCGCAGCUCGAAUUUGACGUGGCAGAUCUGGACGAUCCGUAUUACACAGCGACCGACACAGUGCCAGAAGAAGAAAGCUUCGCCACAAGCAGCGAAUCGCAGCGAACUCAAACGUUCUUCACUUGUUCCGGUACCGACGAUGCCAGCUCCUCCAGAUUUCCGGACAGUACAACAUCCAGCUCGGAAGGAACCUUAGAGCCGGAGACCGAAGUCCUAUCGUUGGAAAACGAACCUCAAACAUCCAACGUUUGUCACCAGCAUAGCUCUGCAAGUCCACUAUCACCAGAAUUUUGGAUAGAGAAAACUAGCGGCGCAUCACCUACACUGUCUAACGUUAGUCCAAUAGACGAAAAAGCUGACAUAGAUGAAGACUUGACCAAAUGUAGAUGUGUUACCGACAGUGAAGCUGGCCUUAUCUCGUUCCUUUCGUCAGCUGGUGAAAGCAUGCCAGAGAGCACAGACAUAACAGACAAUUUUGUGUGCAAGAAGAGCACAGAGAUACAAACUGAAGAAAAAGAUGUUGACUGCAGUGAAACAGCCAUUAGGCUAACUGUUAUCAAUAAAACAUUGCCAUUCACGCAAAUCAGUUUUGGAAGCGUGUACCAGUCUAAGACUGGGGAGAAGUACUGGGAGCACUUGCUGCCAUCUGUGCUUUCAGUUGAUGCAGAGGAUAAUCCGGAAAUUAUGGACGUCACAGCGUCGAUAAACCAGCAAUGUAAAGCGCCUGAGCCGAGUUUGGAUAACAGUAUUAACGCGAGCACACCUUUGCCCAAACCGACAUCUCGGGACAGCUCUCCAGACGACUCAUUAGAAAGCAUAGCGGAGUGCAAUGAAGAAGAACUGCGUGACGACUUCGAAAAGGCCGAUGUACCCGGUGAACAGCGAAAUUCGACAACAGAAUUAAAUCAGCUGCAUACGAACGAGAAUUCAACUGAAUACUUGGCAUUCGAAGGAGAAAAUGUCGAUGAAAGUGUGGUCACUUCGGGAGUAAAUGAUGAACCUCAAGUUGAAAAAGAUGAAGAUGACACGCCUCCCGCAUUCAACUUUAUUGUGGAGGAUUACAGCGAGGAAAGCGAUUCCUGCAACGAGCCGGCCGUCGAAGAAAUAGCGGUGCCGACUUGCGACUCUCUGACCGUUGAAAGGUUAGUAAACAGUACCUCAAACGGCUCCAGUUCAACCGCUAGCUUUCAAACCGUGCUACAGUGCCCAAGUCCAACGGCCGGUACAGCUGAAGAGAAUGACGCAGAAAAGGAAGACAUAGAAGAAACUGAGACUUCAGAGAUCGGUGGCCAUGGGAUAGAUGAGUCAGCUGCGGAUUCCAGGGGAAGCCUGAACCGAAAGGAGUCUGCUUCGCUAUCGUCAUCUCAAGAGUCCCUGCAGGACACUGAUGGCGGAGGGAGCUCGCUCAUGCUUCACCGGUACUAUCACGUUUUUCGAGAGGGAGAACUGGACAGCUUGAUUGACAAGUACGUCGAGAACCUCCACAUAAUAUCUUCGUACUACGAUAGAGCCAGUUGGUGUGUGAUUGCUGAGAAAGUACAGGUGUGGACCAUAUAGAACAAAUGGGUCCAGUCGUUUUGCAGUGCGUUCUCUGCAAUGGCGACAUUCAGAAAGGCCGGUAGUGUGCAGCGUUGCUCGCCGUGGUGUGCCUGGAAAACAGUGUUCGUUGUGACGUCGAAGUUGACGGUUGCCUGUUUUCUAUUGCACGUGUUGGUUUUUCCUCUACGUUGAAAAAAAAAUUGUGUAGGACGGUGGUUGUAGGGGUAAGGAGCCUAGAGUGUUUUCAGCGUGGGUAAUACAGCCGUACACACACUUAACAGGAAAAACAAGCUUUACUAUGAAAGCAGUUUUACGCAGCAGGAAUUGAAGGAAUUAGUCAUUUGCGUGUUGUAACAGUUGUGCAACAUCAGUCGUAUUGUGCUUAUAUGAGCAGGUGAGAGAUAAGUGGCUUCAUACGACAAAAACAGUCAUAUAGCUUGGUGAAGAGUUAUGUCUAGGCAGCUAUUCUGAUUUUUUUUCAGUGAGGCCGAGCAUAUUAAGAGUAAAACACAAGACAAUAAAAAGUCUCGAGCAUUCUCAUUAAUAGAUGAUAGUGACUCCUAUGACACACCCCGGUAAUUUUGAAGUGGAGAUGCUGAGCUCUCGCUCUUGCAGGGGUUAUCGCCGCCUAAUAAAAAGCCUGACCUUUCAAAUAUGACAACCAAUAUUUUUAAUUUAUUUAAUGGACAGAACAACUAAAAUAAAUUAAGCAAAAGUAGAGAGUUGGGUGAAGUUAAUACGUUUGAUGCCAUUGCGUGCAUUUUCCGAAACUGCAUCUUGUUCAUUGCUAUUGAACGCACACAACGCGGAAGCAAUUGGAGUACCGCCGGCGAUAAUGCUAACAAUUUCGGCUCUGCAAAGAGAUGAAAGUAGUGUGAGAGGCUUUCUCACGUGGGCUUGAAAAUCUCGAAAGUUUUACGGUAGAAACCCCAUUUCGUUGGGAUAUCAACAGUGACUGUGCAAAUUUGCACGAAAUGGGCCGGGUUUUAUUUCACGCAGCCAGUGUACAAAGUAUAUACACGGAUCAACAAUGAAAACAACUGCAUACCAAUUGGCGCAACAACUGUGCGAGAAAGGAAAUGGGUAACUAUCUUUACUCCUUGAGGCUACCUCAAAUGCAGAAAAUUUUCUCGUUCUUUGCUAAUAUCCCUUGCGUGUCUUUCCCGGCGGUUGUUUGACGUUCUUGCUUCGUAAUUUAUAUUGCUUGUUGGUCGAGAACACCAAUCGUUAAAAUCUGUUGAUGUUUGUUUUGCAGCAUUCAAAUAACUCAAUGCAUUUUAGUGUGUACCCGCAUAUGGGUCUGCAAUUUGAUUAUCUACAAAGAGGUCAAUGUAUUUCGAGUUGUCCGCAAUGCGACCAGUAGGUAAUUACGAAACGAAGAAUUCUGAAAAAUCGGCUAAAUGGGCUAAACUCGAUUUAAUGAAAGAAAGGAAGGAUGUAUUAAAGAGGGAAAAAAGCGGAUAGAGGCGGGAAGACUAACCAGACGCGCGUCAACUUUGCUACCCUGUAGUGGGAGAAGAUGCGAUGAUGUAGACAGAAGAAAAGCGAGGGAUGGAGAGAAACACUUGGGGGCGCAUAUCUAGUCUACAGGUGGUCGCACAGAUCUGUUGACACUAAGUACGCCGGUAACAAUCUAUUUGCCUUCUGCGCCAUCGAGCCACACAAAAAUGCCCUUGAUUCCCGUCGGUCAUCUUACAGCCUAAAAUGAAAUUCACGUGAUCGUAGCGCGUAGACAGGAUAACCGCUGGUCAUUAUGGCUAGCUGACUGUAUUCCCAGAGAAAGCAAGCGGGUUAGGGGGAGACAGAAGGUUAGGUGGGCAGAUGAGAUUAAGAAGUUUGCGGGUAUAAAUUGGCAGCAGCAAGCAUAGGACCGAGUUAACUGGCGGAACAUGGGAGAGGCCUUUGUCCUGCAGUGGACGUAGUCAGGCUGAUUAUGAUGAGGAUGAUGAUGAUGUGAUCGUACAAGCAGCAACACAAGCACGUAAGCUGAUGAUGAUGAACAAAUGGGAAAAGAUUGACCGAGCAAACGCAAUUCUAUAAUCGCAUGAUGAAGUUGUCAGAACAGCUUUUUUGUUUAAUAGGCGUUUUAUUAUAAAAUACUAUGGCCAGUAUAUUUUCUAAUAUGAAGUCGCAGAAGAUAUAUUCGGGAGUAUGAGGUUCGUAGUUUCACUGCAUACGACGAGACGCACUCUGUAUUUGCGUGCUCUGCACUUUCUUUCUCCUUAAACUCCCCCGUUCUUUUCCCCAAUGUAGGGUAGUAUACCAGUCCUUCUAUACUAUAUAUUAACAUUCCUGCCUUUCCGUUCUCUCAUGUUCCUUCCUUCUUGCCUAUUCACACACAGCUCUAAAAAUAAAAUAUUAGUGACCAUCUAUCGCUGGCCUUUCACGCUGCAGCGUUCUCUUUAAUCGGUCGUUGCUCUCAAUUUUUAAUGGAGAGGUUUUUGUUGUUCACAAAACUGACACGCGUGCAACGCGUAACAGGUCAGUUUCGAUGCGAAAUUUCGGCAUUAAAAGAGAAUUCUGGUCGCUGUGGGAUCCAGCACGAAACUCGUAGGAUGGAGCUCGAUUUGUUCCUCGCUGACCAAAAAUGAGUAAUGUGCUGUUAGCGUAUUGAUACGCGCAAUUUAGAAGUUCAACUUACAGCCACGGCCACGUCUGCGUAGAGCACGCAAGCAGCCGGUUUUCGCUCUGUGGGGUGAAACCUUGAGGCAGUGUCGGGCUCUGAUGUGGUCAGCCUCAAAACCAGGACACGAAUGCUUCUGAUACACCACUUCAGAGCCCGAAACUGUCUCAAGGUUUCGCCCUACAGAGCCAAAGCUGGCUGCUGGCGCAUUCUGCACAGACCCGGCCGCGGAUGUACGCUUCAAUAACAACAUCACACUGCGUAAGUUUGCGUGGUUUUUCUGAAACCAAACUUUGAAUAGUUAUAUUUUCCGAUCGCUAGUAGAAAUUUUUAUAGAAGCCGUUCCCCUGCUGUAUCUAAUAAUAGCUACGUAAGUAGGUGUUUUGAUUGUCUGAUGCUAUUUUUAUAUUCCACAUCAGUGUUUACUGCAGAAGCAAACUUCGAUUAAACAAGGCAGAAAAAGAACUCCAGAGGGCUAUAGCCACAAGUUUGCACGCGUGAUUGAGAGGGUGGGGGGAUCUAUUUUUCGUAUUUUGUUCAUGUGCUUGUAAGUGUGCGCGUAUGUAUACAAAUACAAAAGGCGGAAAAUUCGGGGAGAAGGGGGGAGGAGGUUGAACCCCCAAGACCACCCAGCUGGCUAUACGCCACUGAAGCAUUUCGUGCAUUUUGGCGUUAAGUGUGUGUACGAUUGUAUAAGUGCGUGGCCAAGUUCAGUUUUUCGAGGAGUUAGAGGUGAACAUGGGUGCCCUUAUAGGCACCUCCGGUGCUUCACUUUCUUCCAAAUCAUACUUCAGACAGAGGUAGCACUCAUCUAUUAUACUACCUAAAGCAUGCCUUCAAAGGGGUGCUGAGACACUUUUUGAAAGUGAUCAGACGAUGAUGCCGAUUGGUAUACGAAGAGAACAUGCGAGCAAAAUAUUAUAGUACAACAGGUGGCACUGAAUUUAUUAUUAAAUUUUGCAGUCAGCUAGAAAUCGCUGCCAUAGCCAAGCUCAGCUACGGCCGAUUUGAGCAUCGUGCAGCCACCGCGGUAACUGUACAGCUCUUGAUCCAGCUUCUUUGCUCGCUCGUCAUCUUGACCUGUGCAGCUUUCAGUGCGCUUGCUGGGACAAAAAGAGAGAGAAAGGGUGCUUGUAGCACGCAACAAAUUCCUGUAGCUUCGCUACUACUCUACGCAUUCUGAAACUUUUUGCGCAGUCUAUUCGUGAGGCAAUAAACUACUAUACUGAGGUCAUUCGAUGAUCACUUGAAAAAGUGUUGCAGGGCCCCUUUGAGAUCAACAUACGCAGUGAUCAACUUCUUUCCAAUAUCCUACUUCAAGUGAACUACAGCGAGAAAACUUAUCCUGUACAAACCAGAUCUACAUAUAUAAACAUACUAGCUGGAAAGCAGAAAUGUGUAUAACUGUCAUAACUCAUUUCAUAUUUCAUACAAGCUGUACAUGCUUGUGCAGCAGAAAUACCAUGAUCGUUAAUAAAACGCCUAAAACCAGCCGUUUUUUUUACAAAAGUGCAUGGCAGAUCUUUCUUCCCUCUAAGACAGUACUUUCUUUACUUCUGUACGAUACCACAUGUUCCCGUUUAUAAUCAUGUUAGUUGCGCUGAAGCAUAGAAAGCAACAAUGCACGUUAUUGCUGAUUCGUUAUCUACCAGAGUGAUCACAACAAGGUUGUUUACAUUGUUUCAACAAGGUGUUGUUGUAGUGCUCAUGAUUUCUGUCUUUUUCACCCUACUCUUGGGAAUACCCAGGAAACGUCAUUAUCUUCAUUCACGUGACAAUAUUAUGUCAUUGAACCUUGUGAAUAGGGUGUAAAUAAAAAUAUGUUAUUUCAGACUUCA
Messenger RNA from Rhipicephalus microplus (southern cattle tick), 9014 nucleotides. It is a transcript of the gene fid, whose product is annotated as class I SAM-dependent methyltransferase fire dancer. NCBI's taxonomy places the organism in Eukaryota, Metazoa, Arthropoda, Arachnida, Ixodida, Ixodidae. Gene Ontology annotation, biological process: tRNA methylation; tRNA wobble uridine modification. The record is from RefSeq and is a predicted model, not a curated record. Gene Ontology annotation, molecular function: tRNA (5-carboxymethyluridine(34)-5-O)-methyltransferase activity; S-adenosylmethionine-dependent methyltransferase activity; tRNA binding. Gene Ontology annotation, cellular component: cytoplasm; nucleus.